AGUCUUAAAAUUUUAAGUACGGACCUCACCUUUUCAAAUAACCAAUGGCCAACAUAACCAACAACGUACGUAUAUUAGGUUAUGUUAUUAUAAACAACAUGAUAUUUAUUGAAAAUAAUAAAAUAAAUAUUAAUGAAUAAUGGUUCGAGUAAAAAACAGAUAUUUUGUAGUACAGGUCAACAGAGAAAAUGAUCAACCAGUGUCAGUUCUGAAAAUGAGCGCUUCAUUACUGAACGAUUGUAUAAAAGAGAAGGUUCAAGAUCUAUACGGUGAUUUUGGCGUAGCAGCAAUCCAUGCCGGUUUCACCGCCAAGUACUGCAAUGAAUACACUCGAAUAGCCAUCAUCCGAGCAAGAAAAGGACCUCACAGAAUGGUUGCAGCCUCUGUGCCAUGUGUUAAAGAAGCACACGGUAAACCGAUUGCUUUGAACAUUUUAUACGUCGGCAGUUCAAUGAGGCACUGUUUUAUUUUUAUUAAAAACUACCAGGAAAAGAGGUUCAAUGAGUUCUGUUGUAAUUUAAAGACUGAUGAAGAAAAGGAAGAAAUUAGGAAAAUCUUAUUGAAUUUAGACUCUGUGUUAAAUGUUUAAGCGGUUAAAUAAAUUUAAAAAAAAUUAA
Messenger RNA from Aethina tumida (small hive beetle), 617 nucleotides. It is a transcript of the gene Pop5, whose product is annotated as ribonuclease P/MRP protein subunit POP5. Lineage: Eukaryota; Metazoa; Arthropoda; Insecta; Coleoptera; Nitidulidae. Gene Ontology annotation, biological process: tRNA 5'-leader removal. The transcript has 2 exons. The record is from RefSeq and is a predicted model, not a curated record. The coding region runs from base 140 to 589 and encodes 149 amino acids. Gene Ontology annotation, cellular component: ribonuclease P complex. Gene Ontology annotation, molecular function: ribonuclease P RNA binding.